This is a messenger RNA of Hymenoscyphus albidus, 1204 nucleotides long. The record is from the annotation of a GenBank genome assembly. Lineage: Eukaryota; Fungi; Ascomycota; Leotiomycetes; Helotiales; Helotiaceae.
AUGCCAUCCCCCGCCUUCCCACAACUACCCAACCCAACCCAACCCUCCAUGUCCCUCCCAAAAACCAACAAACAAUGGCUCACCCACCAAGACCAACUCCAGAACCUAACUCUAACCACCUCCCCCCUCCCAACCCCCCGCCCCAACGAAGUCCUCGUAAAAAUCAACACCGUCUCCCUAAACUACCGCGACACCGAAGUCUGCAUGGGCCUCUACAACCACCAUAACACCACAGGCGGCACACCCCCCUCUCUCGUCCCCUGCUCCGACAUCUGCGGGACCAUAGUCCUCUCCUCCUCGCCUCUCUGGUCCGUCGGCGACAAGGUAUUAUCCAUUUUUAACCAGACGCAUCAACGCGGGCAGAUUGUGGAGGAGGAUAUGAAAUCCGGUUUGGGGUUGCCAUUGGAAGGGUGUUUACAGGAGUAUAGAGUUUUCCCUGAGGAGGGGUUGGUGAGGAAGCCGGGGUAUUUGAGUGAUGAGGAGGCGUGUACGCUGCCGAUUACUGGGGUGACGGCUUGGAUGGCGCUUAAUGGGUUUAGAGAGUUGGGAAAGCCCGGGGGAAAGGACGAGAGGGUUUUGAUUCAGGGGACGGGGGUGUUGCGGUGAUGGGGUUGGUUUUGGCGAAGGCGGCUGGUGCUGGGGGUAUAUCUUUUCCUUUCCUUUCCCUUCUAUCCCUUCUAUCCUAUUGCCUUCCUCUUGUUCUGCUUUAACCGAGUAUUAACCAUCCCCAGUAAUCAUAACAUCCUCCUCCGACACCAAACUCCAACAAGCGAAAACCCUCGGUGCAGACCACCUAAUGAAUUACACCACAACCCCCUCCUGGGACGAAACAGCCCUCUCCCUAACCUCCCAACUCGGACCAGAUAUAAUCUUCGAAAACGGAGGUGCCCUAACGCUACGUCACUCAUUCGCCUGCAUCAAAUUUGGCGGUUUGAUAAACUGCAUCGGGUAUCUAUCCGGGAAGGAAGACGCGCCUGGUGAUCGCCUGAAUACCAAUGUGCUUGCAUUAUUGCGGAAUGUUACUUUGAAGGGGAUUUUAAACGGCCCCAAAGAGAGGUUUGAGGAGAUGAUUGCUUUCAUGACGGAGAAGAAUGUGAAGCCUGUUGUGGAUAGAGUUUUCAAAUUUGAGGAGGCGAAGGAGGGACUGGAGUAUUUGUUUGGUGGGGGACAUUUUGGGAAAGUUGUUGUGAAGGUGUCGGGGUAG